Hypoxylon trugodes is the source of this 2970-nucleotide messenger RNA. Its product is annotated as small-subunit processome. The transcript has 3 exons. Lineage: Eukaryota; Fungi; Ascomycota; Sordariomycetes; Xylariales; Hypoxylaceae. Gene Ontology annotation, cellular component: small-subunit processome; nucleolus. Gene Ontology annotation, biological process: rRNA processing. The coding region runs from base 162 to 2882 and encodes 906 amino acids. The record is from RefSeq and is a predicted model, not a curated record.
GAAUUCGCAUAGUAAAUUCUACAUCUCAGUAGCUUCUUAGGCUUUGGGUUGAGCUUGGAGGUUAGGCGCCUGCGAGUGCGUAUUAAGAUUUAAGGCAAUAUUGGAAUUGCGAAUAAACGACUUGCAUCCUAUUAAAUCGCUCGUAGAAGGCAUCCUUCAAUAUGCCCGGCCGACAAGCCCACGGGCGCCCGCUCGGCGGCGGCGCAAGCAGCAGCGGAAAAAGCAAAAAGCGAUCGAAAUCACGAUCGACCAAGAAAGCUAUGAACGCAUUCGCAAUCGCUUCAGAAGAAUACGCCGAUAACCAAAAGCGCACACCGCGGAAUCGCGAACUAGAUGUCCCUCGUGCCACCGGUGGUAGCAAGCAUGCGCGAGACGAAGACGACGAUGAAGAGGAUGAGUAUGAAGAUGAGGGACCGCCGAGGAAGAUGCGCCGUGGUGGUGAUGAUGAGGAUGUGGAAUAUGGCAGCGAUAGUAGUGGGAAUGAGUGGCGCGUUGGUGUCGAUGAGGAUGAUGAUUCCGAAAUUGACAGUGAUGAGGCGUUUGGUGAGAGCGAUGAGGAGAGAUUUGAGGAUUAUGCGUUUAGGGGGAGUAGGAAGAAGCCGAAACAGAAGAAAAAGGAUGAUUCGGAUGAAGACGACGAUGACGAAGAUAUUGAUGAUGCCGAUGGCGCUUCGCUUGGAUCGGAUGCUAUUGACCUCGCCCAAGCCUUGGAUAUGUCUAUGUCGGAAGAUGAUGGACCCGAAGGCGACCAGGAAGAGUCUGGUUCUGACGAAGAAUCGGGAGAUGACGAUGUAUCCGGCGAUGAGUCUUCCGAUGUCGAGGACGAGGAAGAUGACGAUGUGUCAGAUUCUGGUAUCAAUGCGUGGGUCUCCAAAUUCUCUGGGGUAAAGGAUGCGGAUGAAGAAGAUGCAGCUCCGACAACCACAAAACCGAAGCUAGGGUUAAAAGACCUAGGCUUAUUGGGAAUCAAAGAUCCUCAGCUUAAGAAAUCUCUUAAGCUUAUGAAGAAAGAGGAGAAAUCCAGCAAACCGCAGAAGCUUGACGUACCACUUGCAAGGCGCCAACAAGCCAAGCUAGAUCGCACUGCUGCGUAUGAGAAAACGAACGAGGUUUUAGAUCGAUGGACCGAAACUGUUAAGCAUAACAGAAGAGCCGAUCAUCUCGUCUUCCCUCUACCGCAGACAGAAACCGGUCUCGCCAGACACGAUAACAGCGAAAUCCAACCUCUAAAUCACAAAACAGCGGGGACUGAAUUGGAACAGACCAUUUUAGCUAUUAUGGAAGAAAGUGGCCUGGGUCCAAGUGCCAAGAAGGAAACGAAAGAAACGGAAGACCUAGAUGAUGACGACGCCCAGGGUCUUUCAGGAAACAACCUCAAGGAUCUGUGGCAGCAAAAGCGUCGCGAGAGAGAACUCAAGUCUCGAGAAGACGCAAGAGCGAAACGCAUCAAAAAGAUCAAGAGUAAGGCGUACCAUCGAGUACAUCGAAAACAGAGAGAAAGAGAUGAGAUUAAAGAACGCGAAAUCAUGGCUGCGACUGGGGAAAUCGACUCGGAAGAAGAACGUGAAGCUCAAGAUCGCCAGCGAGCUAUGGAACGAAUGGGUGCUCGACAUCGUGAAAGCAAGUGGGCUAAAAUGACUAAUAAAAACGGCCGUGCGGCUUGGGAUGACGAUGUUCGAGUGGGAGUAGCCGAUAUGGCGCGGCGAGACGAAGAGUUGCGCCGACGUAUCGAAGGAAAGCCUGCAAAGGCUAAUGGUGACUCUGAUGACGACUCUGACUACUCGGGUGGCUCAGAUGAUGUCGACGAGCGAAAGAGACUUCUUCAACAACUUAAUGAUGUUUCCGAUGCUGAGGAUGGGCAACCCAAGUCGAAAUUGAUGAGCAUGCAGUUUAUGAGGAAAGCCGAGGCAGCUAAGAAAAAGGCCAAUGACGAAUUGGUGGCUGAGAUACGGCGGGAUCUAGCCUCUGAUGACGAUGGAGACGAUGAAUCCGAUGAUGGGCCCGAAGAUAUCGGCCGACGAAAAUUCGGUCAGCCAUCGGGAGAUAAAAAAGCCAGGGCGAGCGAACAACUCGUUAAGGCUAGCAAGAAAGAUAAGGCGGAGAAGGCCGGCCUUCAGAUUCCUGUAGAUGAAGUGACAACUAAGGCUGCCGGACGGUCGAAAGGUCUUUCGGCUUCGGUUCCACAAGACGUGGAUGCAAACUCGAUAGCUGGUGCUUGGAGUCAGCCCGCGGCAGCCGGACCCUCGAAGAAACAGAGAGGAAAGAAGACUAGCUCUAACGUGGAAGUGCUAGAGCUUGGUGCAGACUCGGUAGCUGUAGCGGCGUCUGCAGCGCCGGUGAAGAAAUUCAAGCCGAGCAAAAAGCAAGUUGUCAUCGAUGGAGAUGACUCCUCGGACGACGGCGAAAGCCACUUGCCUAUUCAAUUCCGCGAGCAAGAUCUCAUCGAGAAAGCUUUUGGUGGUUUAGAUGUCGUCGCUGAAUUUGAGCAAGACAAAGCCGCCAUCGAAGAGGAUGACGACGACAAGAUCAUCGAUAAUACGCUUCCCGGGUGGGGUAGCUGGGUCGGUGACGGUGUCAGCAACCGCGAGAAGAAACGACAUCAAGGACGUUUCCUUACCAAGCAGGAAGGUAUCACAAAGAAAGAUCGUAAGGAUGCUGGGCUACAGAGCGUUAUUAUUAACGAGAAGCGCAAUAAGAAGAACGACAGAUUUCUAGCUUCUCAACUCCCACACCCUUACGAGUCUAGGUUGCAAUAUGAGCGUGCUCUACGCCUUCCUGUAGGACCUGAGUGGAUGACCAAGGAGACCUUCCAGGAGGCUACCAAGCCGAAGAUAUUGAUGAAGCAGGGCAUUAUUGCGCCUAUUGCGAAGCCUACGCAUUAAACUACGGUGUGGAAUUAGCGCUGCGCUUGUAUAUAGCAUCAUUGGCGACAUAUUACGGCGUUAUGCGAACAUAAAAUAGAAUUUGGGA